AUGUUCCAUGAGUUGUCGUUGUUCCUCAUUACCACCCUAGAGCCACCGAAAUUAUCACAGUCAUCGAGGGAUCUCUUGAAGUUGGAUUCAUCAUGUCAAAUCCUGAUAAUCGCCUCAUCUAAAAAACACUUGAGAAGGGGUGUUCCCAGUUGGACUAGUUCACUUCCAGCGGAAUGUUGGCCACAUGAAUGCGGUGAUAAUUUCUGGUUUGAAUAG
Messenger RNA from Linum tenue, 216 nucleotides. NCBI's taxonomy places the organism in Eukaryota, Viridiplantae, Streptophyta, Magnoliopsida, Malpighiales, Linaceae. The record is from the annotation of a GenBank genome assembly.